Triticum turgidum subsp. durum (durum wheat) is the source of this 438-nucleotide messenger RNA. The record is from the annotation of a GenBank genome assembly. NCBI's taxonomy places the organism in Eukaryota, Viridiplantae, Streptophyta, Magnoliopsida, Poales, Poaceae.
AUGCCUAAGAUAAAGACGAGCCGUGUGAAGUAUCCUGAAGGAUGGGAGCUUAUUGAACCAACUCUCCGUGAUUUGGAAGCCAAAAUGAGAGAAGCUGAGAAUGAUACACAUGAUGGGAAGAGGAAGUGUGAGGCUCUCUGGCCAAUCUUCCGUAUUUCUCACCAAAAGAGCCGUUAUAUAUAUGAUCUCUACUAUCGAAGGAAGGAGAUAAAAAAGGAGCUGUAUGAGUUUUGCUUGGACCAAGGUUAUGCAGACAAAAAUCUGAUUGCUAAGUGGAAAAAGCCAGGUUAUGAGCGUCUCUGCUGCCUCCGCUGCAUACAGACACGAGACCACAACUUUGCAACCACCUGCGUCUGCAGGGUCCCCAAGCACCUCAGGGAAGAGACGGUGAUAGAAUGUGUCCACUGCGGAUGCAAGGGGUGUGCCAGCGGCGAUUGA